GGACCGGGACAAUUUUAUUUUUUUUGGUAUAUAAAUAUCUCUUACUAAAAAAAAUAAAAAUGCAUUCCUUCAUUUCCCCUCUUAUCUCCAAAUUGGUUCCUUUUUGUGUGUGGAUUUGGUGAACUCUGGGAAAAAGAAGAAGUGAAAAUGGGUGAAGGGGGUGAGAAAGCAGAGAGAGGAAAACUUCCGGUGAAUGAACAGGGGAACUUAAUGACAGCCACUGGUGAUGAAAAUCUCAAGGACAUUUUCCACACUAUCAGAAUAACUAAAACUCCGGCUGUAAUCAAUUAUGGAGCUUCUUGGUGUCGUGUCUGCAACCAGAUCCUUCCUACAUUUUGGGAGCUAAGCAAAAAGUUCCCAAAACUCUCUUUCGUAUACGCUGAUAUUGAUGAAUGUCCAGAGACAACACAGAACAUUCGGUACACACCAACUUUUCAUUUCUACAGAGACGGUGAGAGGGUUGAUGAGAUGUUUGGUGGAGGAGAUGAGCGCUUGCAUGACCGUCUGUGGUUGCAUUCGUAGAUGAAUGCUUUCAAUACCAAACUUUUGUAUGACAGAUGACCAAACUUUUAUCAUAUUUCUAGGAGAAAA
Solanum stenotomum is the source of this 591-nucleotide messenger RNA. Its product is annotated as thioredoxin-like 3-3. The transcript has 4 exons. The record is from RefSeq and is a predicted model, not a curated record. Lineage: Eukaryota; Viridiplantae; Streptophyta; Magnoliopsida; Solanales; Solanaceae. Bases 148 to 522 code for a protein of 124 amino acids.